Messenger RNA from Cannabis sativa, 1646 nucleotides. RefSeq lists its product as uncharacterized. NCBI's taxonomy places the organism in Eukaryota, Viridiplantae, Streptophyta, Magnoliopsida, Rosales, Cannabaceae. The transcript has 6 exons. The record is from RefSeq and is a predicted model, not a curated record. The coding region runs from base 121 to 1308 and encodes 395 amino acids. Gene Ontology annotation, molecular function: protein binding.
GGGAUUGAGACUUUUUUACAGCAAAAGUAGUAUUAGCUCAUUAUUUUAAACUAGUCAACUAAACACAGCCCCUCAAAACACAAAACAACAAAGAACAAAAGCCCCUCAUUGUGGUUUCUAAUGGCAUCUUCGCCAUGGUCGUUGAAACCCCGAAUUUCCAACAGAAAAACAGAGACUGACACUUCAUCUUCUUCUACAUCACUACCUCCUCUUCCCCCUAAUAAUAUACAUCUUUCUCAAUAUUACGACUCCGGAUUUCAUACAGCCCCGUCUUCACCACCGCCGGAGCCACCACCACCUCCUCCCACCACUACUACUUUUUCAGCUGAUUUUUCAUCCCAAACCGGAACUCUCAUUCAAUUGUCUUCUCCUCCUUCGCCACUGACUACCAAACCUUCUUCCCCACUUACCACCGUACUACAUGAAAGAGAUGCUCUACCGAGCCACAAUUUGCUCAAAGUCAAGUCCUUUUCGACACUUGCGAAGUCGUCCAUCGAGAAAUUAAGUAAUGAUUUUGAAGCAGGGGGAUACAAAUGGAACUUUUGUAUAUACCCAAAUGGGGACAAGAGCAAAGAUGGGGAAGAUUAUAUAUCUGUUUACUUGGAAAUUUUGGAAACAAUUACUCUCCCUGCUGGUUGGGAGGUUAAUGCUAUCUUUAAUUUCUUUCUAUUUGAUCAUAUUCGUGACAAGUAUGUCGGUACCCAAGAUGCUUCAGUUAGGAGAUUCCAUUGUAUGAAGAAACAAUGGGGUGUGGUCAAAUUCAUUGAUCUUGAAACAUUUAAUGAUCCAUACAAUGGUUACCUUGUUAAUGACACAUGUAGUUUUGGUAUUGAAGUUUUCAUAGUAAAAACUAGAUCGAAAGCUGAGUGUUUAACAUUAAUAGACAAUCCUGUGACUCACAAGGCCAGUUGGAGUUUCUCUGCUGUGACUAAAGGAACACGUAAACUUCUAGAAACUCCUUUCGUUGUUGGUGGAGACUACAAAUGGAGGCUUUUAUUCUAUCCAAGUGGUUACCAAAUAGAAGGGAAUAAGAUCAACAAUAUCACAUCAGUAUUUCUUAAUGUGGAUACUUCGACACUUUCUGCUGGCACUAAAUUACUUGUGCAUUUCACAUUUCGACUGGAAGACAAAAAGAAUGGUAAACAUUUUGAGCGAAGUGAUACCAAACUGUUUGGUUCUGCUGCUCGGGGAUUUCGGGAGUUCAUAUCAGAGACUAAAUUCCGAGACCCAGAGAAUGGUUUACUUGUGAAUGAUGAAUGCCUCAUCAGAGUAGAGUAUGAAGUUCUUGGUGUAGUUACACAAGAAUAGUCAACUAUAUUGCUAUUCAGCUUUGCAUUUUUUUUUGGUUGCUAAUCAAAGGAUAAGGAUGUUGUUCUAGUUAACAGUGACCAUUUUAAUGCUAUAGCUUAAACGUGGACAUAGUUGUAAAGUGAAUUUUCAAGUUCUCUUAAGGGAAGAUCAGGCUUUCUAAAUGCAAUGAGGCAAUGUGUUAAAUAUAAGUUGAAUAGAGAAAACCUUGUAACUUGGCAAGACUGAUUCUAUUGCCCCUCCCCUUUUCUUUCUCACCAAUUUUUUGAAAGCACUUGUAAACUCUUUAAAUUAUGUUCUUCUAUUAUUAUUUUUAUUUUCAGAGCCUUAUUUUAGUA